AUGAAGCGCCCCUGCGAGGAGACGACCUCCGAAAGCGACAUGGACGAGACCAUCGACGUGGGGAGCGAGAACAAUUACUCGGGGCAAAGUACUAGCUCUGUGAUUAGAUCCAACUCUCCAACAACAACGUCUCAGAUUAUGGCCAGGAAGAAAAGGAGAGGGAUUAUAGAGAAAAGGCGACGAGAUCGGAUAAAUAACAGUUUAUCUGAGUUGAGACGACUGGUGCCAACUGCUUUUGAAAAACAAGGAUCUGCAAAGUUAGAAAAAGCUGAAAUAUUGCAAAUGACAGUGGAUCAUUUGAAGAUGCUUCAGGCAACAGGGGGUAAAGGCUACUUUGAUGCGCACGCUCUCGCCAUGGACUUCAUGAGCAUCGGAUUCCGAGAGUGCUUAACAGAAGUGGCAAGGUACCUGAGCUCCGUGGAGGGCCUGGACUCCUCGGACCCGCUGCGUGUGCGGCUGGUCUCUCAUCUCAGCACGUGCGCCUCCCAGCGGGAGGCGGCGGCAAUGACGUCGUCGUUGGCCCACCACCACCACCACGCCCUGCACCCGCACCACUGGGCGGCGGCCUUCCACCAUCUGCCCGCAGCGCUGCUGCAACCCAACGGACUCCACGCCUCCGAGGCAACCCCUUGCCGCCUCUCCACAACUUCAGAAGUGCCUCCUGCCCACGGCUCUGCUCUCCUCACAGCCACCUUUGCUCAUGCAGAUUCUGCCCUUCGGAUGCCGUCGACCGGCAGCGUGGCCCCUUGCGUGCCACCUCUGUCCACUUCUCUCUUGUCCCUCUCGGCCACUGUCCAUGCCGCAGCCGCAGCAGCCACCGCAGCGGCACACAGCUUCCCUCUGUCCUUCGCGGGGGCUUUCCCCAUGCUCCCCCCAAACGCAGCUGCAGCAGUGGCAGCCGCAACAGCCAUCAGCCCGCCCUUAUCCGUGUCAGCAGCGUCCAGUCCUCAGCAGACCAGCAGCACAACAAACAGUAAACCUUACCGACCCUGGGGGACAGAAGUUGGAGCUUUUUAA
Molecule: messenger RNA, 1017 nt
Organism: Cynocephalus volans (Philippine flying lemur)
Lineage: Eukaryota; Metazoa; Chordata; Mammalia; Dermoptera; Cynocephalidae
Gene: HEY2
Product: hes related family bHLH transcription factor with YRPW motif 2
Exons: 5
Coding region: 1-1017 (338 amino acids)
Biological process (GO): regulation of transcription by RNA polymerase II; Notch signaling pathway; anterior/posterior pattern specification
Cellular component (GO): nucleus
Molecular function (GO): RNA polymerase II cis-regulatory region sequence-specific DNA binding; protein dimerization activity; DNA-binding transcription factor activity, RNA polymerase II-specific
Source: RefSeq, a predicted model, not a curated record